AUGGAGCGUAAUCCUACCAUUCAAGAUGAGGACGUCUCUCAGUUUUGUGCCAUGACCGGGGUACGCCCUGAGCAAGCACAGGAGUACCUCGCAGCCAAUGGAGGAGAUCUUGAGGCUGCGGUGACUGAAUUCUUUGCCGAACAAGAUGAAGCUUUACAAGAGGGAAACACAGGUGCUGGCCAGACUCUUGGAGAAAGCGAAUCGGUGCCGUCCACAGGCCGGUCCCUAGCUGGCAGCUCCUCUCAGUCACCAUCGUUCCCCCCCCAACAAUCUUCCACAUCACGCAAAUCUGCCCCGAAAAAGAAAUUCGCGACGCUGGGUGAUUUCUCCUCCGGCGGUGGUGAUGACUCGGAAGAGGAAGAUGACGCAGUCAACCGGGAUCUGUUUGCUGGGGGUGAAAAGUCUGGGUUAGCUGUGCAGAACCCCGAUGAUAUCAAGAGGAAGAUCAUCGAAAAAGCAAAACGGUCUCAGGUCCCAGCGUCUGAUAACUCGGAACCCCAACGGUCUUUCUUUACAGGUCCCGCUCGCACGCUCGGCGGCGAUGACACCCCCAGUCGGGUCAUCGAUGUUCCAAACGAACCUGCCGCGCGACUACCACAGCGCGUUCAGCGGACACUACACUUCUGGGCUGAUGGGUUCUCCGUGGACGACGGUGAUCUUUACCACUCUGACGACCCCCGAAACGCAGAAAUUCUCGAUGGCAUUCGCCAGGGUCGCGCUCCCCUUUCUAUCAUGAAUGUGCAGCCGGGUCAGGAGGUCGAUGUGGAGAUCAAACAGCAUGAGGAAAAAUAUGUGAAGCCAAAGCCGAAAUACAAGCCUUUCGCUGGUACUGGACAGCGUCUCGGAAGCCCAACGCCGGGUGUGAGAACGCCAACUCCUCCCACUGCUCCUGCCGCCGGCCAGAUCAACUCAGACCCUAGCAAGCCUAAUGUGGAUGAAUCGCAGCCGAUCGUCACUCUCCAGGUCCGCCUUGGUGACGGAACACGCCUGACUUCCCGAUUCAACACUACGCAUACGAUUGGUGAUGUCUAUCAGUUUGUCUCUGCCGCCAGUUCGGAUAGUCAAAGCCGUCCCUGGGUGCUGAUGACCACAUUCCCCAGUAAGGAGCUCACUGACAAAACGGCUACCCUUGGAGAUCUGGCCGAGUUCAAGCGAGGAGGCGUCGUGGUACAGAAAUGGCAAUGA
Molecule: messenger RNA, 1185 nt
Organism: Aspergillus bombycis
Lineage: Eukaryota; Fungi; Ascomycota; Eurotiomycetes; Eurotiales; Aspergillaceae
Product: protein phosphatase regulator SHP1
Exons: 3
Coding region: 1-1185 (394 amino acids)
Biological process (GO): autophagosome assembly; membrane fusion; nuclear membrane reassembly
Cellular component (GO): cytosol; nucleus
Molecular function (GO): ubiquitin binding
Source: RefSeq, a predicted model, not a curated record